GGGGUGGAUUACAUGGCGUUUCCAUGGGUACCAAUAACGCUUGUUGUCGGAACCACGGUAGCUAUCCAGAAGUAGCACAUAUCCAGUAGCUGGUGUUUGGUGUCGACGCUUAGCAAGACAUGUCUGGGCCCACAGCUACCGAGGGGAAAGCGAAAAAGCUGAGUUCUGUUGUCACUAUGCGUUCUAAGCUUGGAACACAUUUUAAAAAGGCAUCGGUCAUCUCUGGAUCCGUAACACAAAGCAAAGUAAACCAGAGUACUUUCAGUCGUAGUAUAAUUGGAACAUCUAGUAGAAAAAGCUUAAAUCUACAUGCUGAAAGCAAAAUGGGCGAAAGAAACCUUUCAAUGGUUAGCAAGCAAAGUAUUAAGAUUUUCGAUGACGAUGGAAAAGAUGUAUCCCCUCAACCACUUUUUCAAGCUGAGCCUGGAACAGUACCCCAAAAGCAAAACAAAUUGUUUACACCACCCGAUGCAUCAGGAAUAGGCGCAUCCGAUAUUUUUUCAUCAAUCUCUCUACAGCAUACUGCAUUUAAUGCUAGCUUUGUUGGUCCAUUUACAAGGUCAACAUUUGGUGCCAGUACUGUUUCAAGAUCCAGCAAAGAAACAGAAUCGAUGACAGAAGAUAUAGAGGAGACUGGUUUUAAACGUGAAAUUGCUAGUUUAUCAGAAAUACAAGGAAAGCAGCAUGAGAUGCAACCAACUGAAGAGGACUUGGAUAAAAUAAUUAACAUAUUCCUAACUGACACUGAAACACUUUGGCUGCUGGACAUGCCACCUGCACUAACCGCAACUGAUUCAGAAAAUGCUGAUUUAGUCAGGGUGCGUAAUCAAGCAUAUGAAGAUCUCUGCAAAGACAAAGUUGGGAAUGAUAAAUACAUUGAACGUAUGAUGCAGACUUUCAGUGGGGCACCAAAGAAUAAAGAAGUUCAAUGUGACAGAAUUAUCUUGGAAGAUACAGGGGUAAUGGCAUCUGUAUGGGAUUUAUAUGAUUCAUAUCUUUCACCUGAAAGCCUACCAAUGAAGGAAGCGGUGGAUAGAGCUAUUGAGACAAAAAAUAUUUCUAGCAGUAGGUUGAGUGAAAGCAGAGGAACACAGUCUAUGAAUUCAUUGGGAAGAGGAGACAGCUUUUCAAGCUCUAUCGCUGACAUAGAAAGACUGGCACUCACUCGAAUCCCAGAUGAAGUUGAGCCUGAUUCUGAAGAAAUAUUAAAAUCGGAGAAAUUUCUGCAGGAUCUCUUUUUCAUGGAAAGGGUUGUGGUGGAAAACACGUUUCAGUCACGGCUUGCUGCUUAUCGACAGUUACCUGUUAUCGCAGAUCCUGAUGAGGAUGAGGACAAAAUCAGUGCAAUGCCCUCAAAUAUCGUAUCACCCAGUUUAAACAGACUGUGGUCUUUUGCAUGUGAUGUAACUAAAGGGCAUAAUGUUAGCAGCAUGUCAUGGAAUAAAAAGAACUCUGAUCUACUGGCUGUUGGUUAUGGUCAAUUUGGAUUUGCAGAACAGAAAGGAGGAAUGGCUUGCUGCUGGUCACUAAAAAACAUUAUGUGGCCUGAACGUAUUUUCCACUGUGAAUGUGGUGUAACAGCCGUGGACUUCUCUGCAGUUCAUCCAAAUCUUCUUGCAGUUGGAAUGUAUAAUGGUACAGUGGCUAUUUACAAUGUGCAGAAUAAUGAAGAUUUUCCAGUACUAGACAGUAGUGACAACCCAAAUAAACACACAUCCCCAGUAUGGCAACUGAAAUGGAUUGAGCACGACAGAGGCAACCUUGGAGAUGAUAAAGGAGAAAUCCUGGUGUCUGUAUGUGCAGAUGGGAGAAUAACAAGGUGGCAUAUUAGAAAAGGAUUGGACUGUAAUGAUCUUAUGAAACUAAAACGAACAGGGAGUGGAAAAUCAAAAAAGUCAAGCAACGAGAAAGAAAGAAAAGGAGAAGCAUUCAUUUCCCGGCAAGCUCCUGGCAUGUGCUUUGAUUUUCUCCCAAAGGACUCCAACAUCUAUCUUGCUGGCACAGAAGAGGGCCACAUACACAAGUGCUCAUGCUCAUACAAUGAACAGUUUUUGGAUACAUAUCGUGGACACAAGGGCCCUGUGUAUAAAAUAGUAUGGUCUCCAUUCUGCCCAGAUGUAUUUCUGAGUUGCUCUGCAGAUUGGUGUAUUCACUUAUGGCAGCAAGAUGUCCUGUUACCCAUUCUAACCUUUUCUAAUACGACCAACGCCGUAUAUGACAUUAUGUGGUCUCCUUCCUCUGCAUUAAUGUUUGGGGCAGUCAGUGAGAACAGAGUGGAAAUCUGGGAUCUAGGUGUCAGCAUAAUAGAUCCAGUCAUAGUAAAUGAAGCCAACCCUGGAGUUAAGCUUACAUCAAUUUUAUUUGCUAAAAAUACAGACUGUGUCUUGAUUGGUGACAGUGAU
Xenopus laevis (African clawed frog) is the source of this 2402-nucleotide messenger RNA. It is a transcript of the gene dnai4.S, whose product is annotated as dynein axonemal intermediate chain 4 S homeolog. Gene Ontology annotation, molecular function: dynein light chain binding; dynein heavy chain binding. The record is from RefSeq and is marked provisional. Gene Ontology annotation, biological process: microtubule-based movement; cilium movement. NCBI's taxonomy places the organism in Eukaryota, Metazoa, Chordata, Amphibia, Anura, Pipidae. Gene Ontology annotation, cellular component: dynein axonemal particle; axonemal dynein complex; axoneme.